AUGCAACGGGACCGUGAGAGACAGAGGGAGAGGUGGGAUUAUCUUCUCGGCCGCAUGCCUCGUCAAGUGUUCACAGACACCUUCCGCGUCAACCGGCGGGUUUUUGAGUACUUGGUAGACGCAUGGAUAAGCAGGAAUGGUGACCGCCAGCGCGUCAUACCCAUCGAAACGUGCGUCGCCAUGACGCUAGUUUAUCUUGGCACAGGCGCAACUUUCCGCCAGCUCGGCCUGCAGUUUGGUGUCGUGCCGCAGCACGCCCAAAGAAUCGUGCUGGGCUUUAUGGCGUUCAUCGUGGACGAGCUACUCCCUCUCUGGGUUUCUCACCCAUCCGCCGAGCAGAUGGCAGAGAUCGCCGAAGAGUUCCGUUACGAGGGCGGUAUUCCAGGCGUUAUAGGAGCGCUAGAUGGGACGUACAUUGAGUGCCGUGGCUUCGGGAGAGACAGGGAGGAUUUCAAGAAUAGGAAAGGGUUUUAUUCAAUAAUCCUACAGAUAGCAUGUGAUUCUAACGGAAUCAUCUGGGACUACAAUGCGGGGUACCCCGGAAGUGUCAAAGACUCCCGGGUGUUCACAAACUCCCCCCUCAAGAGCCGUCUUGAAGCUGGCGAAUUGGGAAACUACAUGCUAGUCACGGACGCGGCCUACGCUCUCACAAGCUACACUUGUGUUCCCUGGCGUGCUACUCCCGGUCGGUAUCUGCCACGCGCAAAAGACAAGUGGAAUACACAACAAUCGCGUCAGCGGAUGAUUAUAGAGCAAGUCAACGGACGACUCAAAGGCAAGUGGCGCAUCCUCGACUGCCGGAUGGAGUGCCACAGUGAGAGGGUGCCGCAGGUGGUGAGUGCCUGCGUGGCACUCCAUAACAUCGAAUUGACAAUCGGCAGCAGGGAUCGCCUUGGGCCGCCUCCGGAGCGCCACCGAUGGUGGCUCGAAGGACCCACGGCGAACCUCAAACUUACCGGGCCGGAGGUGCGCCGUUUCACUCCUCGCCUUCGGAUGAGGAGGUGGACGGCGGCGAUCUACGCCUCCUAUUGCGCCGCUCAUCCGCGUACCCGCGAAACGCCUCCCGGGUAA
Molecule: messenger RNA, 1071 nt
Organism: Closterium sp. Yama58-4
Lineage: Eukaryota; Viridiplantae; Streptophyta; Zygnematophyceae; Desmidiales; Closteriaceae
Source: the annotation of a GenBank genome assembly